Rhododendron vialii is the source of this 3503-nucleotide messenger RNA. RefSeq lists its product as uncharacterized. The transcript is spliced from 10 exons. Gene Ontology annotation, molecular function: protein binding. The record is from RefSeq and is a predicted model, not a curated record. Lineage: Eukaryota; Viridiplantae; Streptophyta; Magnoliopsida; Ericales; Ericaceae. The coding region runs from base 1312 to 3219 and encodes 635 amino acids.
UACGGCUGUUUGUAUCCAAAGUUCUGGUGGAUAUGUGACUGCUCAAGAUAUGAACAAAGCUAACUUACUUUUGUUUGGUAAGUUAAGCUUUCAUAGAACCAAAAAACCAGAUUACAGAACCACUAGGGGCGUACCCCUACGACCCAAACCAUACAAACGCAUAGGCCUAAGCCAAAACAAAAAGGAAGGUACAUGCCCCCAAAACAGAGGGCAAGACGGAAAUCCAGAAAGGUAAUCACCAGCCAGGACGGAGGAGUACAGACCAAAACCAGAAAAGCGCAGAAUUAAGAACCAUCAAAAAUCUUAGAAGAGAUUUGCCAGUCCAUGCACAGUUGAUGGUUAGCAGCAUUUCGCUUGAUUCCAUGCCAAGAGCUUAUGAAGUAUCUUAGAUCAGCAACAAUCUUCAACACCACACCCUCAACACUGUCCAUCCUUUGUCAAAAAAUUCUUGAAUUCCUCUCCUUCCCAAGUUGGUACAUAGUAGCUGCAAGGGAGAUUUUGCAAACAGACUGCAUCAGACCAUUACCCUUCCUGUGUUGGUUUAACCAAUCCAACUCCUGUAACAUGGUAACCGAAGUUUUGAACAUGGUAGAAAGUGUCCAAGAAGCUCUGAGAUUAGUGAAAAAUGUAGCGAUUCAAUUAAUACAUUAUCGAGAACCAAAAGCUCCCCCGGGAAAGGGAAAAAGAAUCGAUAAAAAUCUUCAUGUGGUAGACUUGCUGAACAUUCUAUUUCAUCAUCAACUACCUCGGCUCAAUCAUCAAUGAAGGGGAAAAAGAAUGCCAUGGCUAAUCACUCAGAAAAGGAUGAAGAGAUCGUUUCAAAGAGACAUGGUCUAUUCCAGUCACAAAGGUAUAUUUAACGCUCAUCUAUGUAUUUUUUGUAGGUAUGUACGUGCUAUUUAUCUCAGAAUCAGGUGCUAUAACAUGGGCAUUUUGAUUGUGUAAAUAGAUGGGAAGAACAAAAACAAGGCCAAUGCAGCACGCUCCAAGCAUUUGGUCACAGAGCUGCGCCGAAGGUGCAAGAUAAAUGAGAGAGGACAAGAGAAGAGAGAGACAUCAACUCUUCUCCCCCUUUACUUUAUUUUUCUUGGCCGAGAGAGUGAGGUUGCUGGAGGAAGAAGGAAGUAAGGAGAAGUAGAAAGAAGAAGCAGCAGCAACCGCCAACCUCCUUCGCUUUCAAAACUACCACUUUUGUCCGUCCUAACUAGAACUCCAAGGACCAAGAGAGUGACAAAAGACCUUUGUUUACAAGUGAAGUGGUGGUCUCUAGCAAAGCAUACAGAUACCCUUGACAGAUCUGAUUGAACAAACAUGGCAUUGCCUUCGUCACGCUCACAGGCCCAUAGUGAUGUCAAUGAACCCAUCAUCAGUCAUUCUGUGAAAAGCAAGGCAGUAGAAGAGGAUGUCAGUUGUUAUCUCCCACUAUAUAAAGCUAUAAUCGCACACGACUGGAAGGCUGCAGAGAGAUUCUUUGAGCUCGAUCGAAAUGCCCUGACAGCCAGAAUCUCGAUGCUAGGUGACACACCGCUCCAUGUGGCAGCAACAGGGAGGACCAUCGAUUUCAUUGAAAAGCUUGUGGAAUUGAUGACUCCUGAGGAGCUGGCGAUAAUCAAUCAGGAUGGUGACACAGCAUUCCACCGAAUAGCAGGAGUUGGUAACGUUGUGAUCGCCAAAUUGCUAUUCAAGAAGAACCCUGACUUGCCCAAUAUGUGGAACCGAUUAGGUCAAUUACCUUUACAUCAUGCUGCAAAAUGGGGCCAAAAUCAUAUGGUUCGGUACUUGCUCAAAAUCACCAAGGAAGAUAUAGAGCCAAGACCGUAUGAAGGCUAUUCAGGCUCUGUGCUAAUGGGCGAGUUAAUAACCAAUGGAUUGUAUGAUGUGGCUUUGCUUGUGCUCCGACGCCAUCCUAAUUUAGCAGUGUCUUAUGGCUCUUAUCCAUCUCCUUUGCGUCUGAUAGCACAGCAGCCUUCAGCAUUCCCAAGCGGAGCUCGUUUUACCUUCUGGCAGCGGUUCAUUACCUUCUGGCAAGGGUUCAUUUCGAGGAAUGUUCUUUCCUCUAACAUUUGUGAUGGAGAAGAUGUGGAUAGCUCCCCUGAAAGCCCUAAAGGCUCUGUCGAAGUGCGCAGUUGGUUCCCAUGGUUUCAAAUAAGCGACUUUAUUUCUGGGUUGUGGGAAGUCAUCAAUUCAUUAUUAGGAAUUGAGCAAAUUCGAGAAUUGAAAUUGAUGCAUUGUCAAACGCUCGAGAUUGUCACAAUCCUUUGCACGGAAAUUGUCAAGCUGGACAGCCGUGAAGCCUUGUCAACAUUAUUGGAUCCAUUCCUUGACGCGGCACGGCUUGGAAUUCAUGAAGUUGUGAUGGAUAUUUUGAUUGCAUUUCCUGAUGUGAGUCUUUAUAAUGAUCGAGAGGGUCGCACCGCAUUAGGUCUUGCAGUUAUGAAUCGUCAUGCAAACGUUUACAACCUCAUCUAUCAGACGAGACACGGCACUAGGCAAUGGUUAACCAUUCAAAAGGACCGUGGUAACAACACUCUGUUGCAUUUGGCUGGGGAAUUGGCGCCUAGACACAGACUCGAUCUUGUUUCUGGUCCAGCCCUACAGAUGCAACGUGAAUUGCAUUGGUACAAGGAAGUGGAAAAGUUGGUACCGCCCUCAUGCAAAGAAUUGAAGAACGCUGAAGGGAAGACACCUGCGAUGGUAUUUACGGAGGCGCAUGGUGAGCUUAAGAAGGAAGGAGAGCGGUGGCUGAAAGACUCUGCGGGGUCGUGCUCUGUGGCGGCAGGCCUCAUUGCCACAGUGCUGUUUGCAGCUGUCAUUACAGUGCCUGGUGAUUACAGGGACAAUGGCAAGCCAAAUUUUGCGGGCAUUUCUGGUUUCCAAGCCUUUGGCGCAAUAGAAGCCCUUGCUCUCUCCUCAUCGCUCACUUCACUUUUGAUGUUCUUGUCUGUCUUCACAUCUCGGUACUCAGAAUCUGAUUUUCUCCGUGCCCUGCCUAGGAGGUUUCUAAUUGGUCUUUUCACAUUGUUCAUCUCCAUAAUAUUUUUGAUGACGGCGUUCAGUAAAGCGCUUGAACUUGUAUUCGGUCAGACACAAACAUGGAAGGUAGCUUGUGUGCCUGUCGCCUUAUUUGUGUGCAUGCAGUUGUCCCUUCUCAUGGACAUAUGUACUUCCACGUAUGGCCCAGGCAUUUUCAGGAAGCAAGGUGGACAUAUCCUCGUAUAGGUCACACGAUGGGGCAAGAGGAAAGUUUUGGAACUGUGUAUAGGUCACACAAUAGGGCAAGAGGAAAGUUUCGGAACUGCGUAGCAGCAUAUAUGUGAGCCUCUGGGCUUCCUCAGCUAGACAUAGAAAAAAUCACUAACUAUUGUUGCUUUUUAGUAGCCAGGGAUAGCUAUUGUUUUCUUCUCUUGGAUAUGUGGUUUCGAUGGAGUGGAUUUCCCUUACUAUUUUAUAUUUAAGGUGGAAACAAUUCAAAGUUGUUAUAUAGUGAACAUCUUGACAUUAAA